AUGGGCCUCAGAAGAGGCCUGUUUAUUCGAAAUAGUCAUGGUGUUUUACAGUUUGAACCAUAUAUAUUUGGUUGGUGUGGCAGCCUUGACAGGGUGAGGUGAAAUUGAUGAGAACCCAAUCGGCCCAAACCCGACAGUACUACCCGCCGAACCACAGGACAAAUCAUUUCAUUCGCCACUGAAAAUUUUAUUGUUUUAGUAGAUUUUGCAAAUCAAACUGAAAAGCUCUUAGUUGAAGUAAUUAAUGGGUGAUGCCUCAUUGGUGGAGUUGUCUAUCCCACAAGAUGUCCUCCAACCAUUGUUGAGUGCUUCAAACUCAUCUUCUUUGGAAGAAACCUUAGAAAAUCUUAUAGAAGCUUCAAGGACUGAUGUUGGCCGCUCGGGCCUUGCUUCCAAGAACAUCCUUCCCAUAGUUCUUCAGCUUAGUCAGAAUCUCCCUUACCCUUCUGGUCGUCACCUUCUCUUAUCAUCUUUGAAGCUCCUCAGAAAUCUGUGUGCCGGAGAAGUUGCAAAUCAAGAUGCUUUUGUUGAACAAAAUGGAGUUGGUGUUGUUUCAAAUAUUUUGAGUUCUGCUGGGCUCUUGUCUGAUCCAGAUUAUGGGACCAUUCGUAUGGGGUUGCAGGUUUUGGCCAAUGUUUCUUUGGCUGGAGAAGAACAUCAGCGUGCUAUUUGGCGUAAAUUUUUUCCAGAUGAGUUUGUUGCUCUUGCAAGAGUCCGUAGCCAGGAGACUUGUGAUCCACUGUGUAUGGUUAUUUAUGCUUGUUGUGAUGGAUGCCCUGGAUUGGAUGCAGAACUUUGUGGUGACUUUGGUUUGCCUAUUGUGGAGGAAAUUGUAAGGACUGCUUGUGUAGCUGGCUUUAGAGAGGAAUGGUUGAAGUUGAUCCUUUCCAAAAUCUGCUUAGAAGGACCUCACUUUCCUCCAUUGUUUUUGAAAUUAUGCCUUUUUGGUGCCUCUUCAAAUGGUGAAGACAUUGAAUUUAGAAAUGAUCUUUUUUCGUCCGAACAUGCGUUUCUUUUGAAGAUUGUAUCAGAGAUCUUGAAUGAGAGAUUAAAUGAUAUUACUGUUCCUAAUGAAUUCACAUCAUGUGUUUUUGGGAUAUUCAAGAGAUCUGUUGGAGUUACUAAUUCUGUUUUGCAAUGCAAGUCUGGUCUUCCAACAGGCUCGACUGCGAUUGAUGUUCUUGGAUAUUCGCUCAUCAUUUUGAGAGAUAUUUGUGCCGGCAAGAGGAGUCUGGGAAGCUCAAAGGAGGAUGAUUCAAUGGAUGCUGUUGAUAUGCUACUAUCUUCUGGACUAGUAGAAAUGCUUUUAUGCUUGCUUGGUGAGCUUGAGCCCCCAACCAUAAUAAGGAAAGGCCUCAAACAAGGUGAAAACCAAGACAGUUCAAGUUCUUAUUCAUUGAAGCCUUGUCCUUACAGAGGAUUUAGGAGAGACAUUGUUGCAGUCAUUGGAAAUUGUGCAUUCGGAAGGAAGCAAGUACAAGAUGAGAUUAGACAGAAGAAUGGGAUUCUUCUGCUUUUACAACAGUGUGUUACUGAUGAAGAUAAUCCAUUCUUGAGGGAAUGGGGCAUUUGGACUGUGAGAAAUUUAUUGGAAGGGAGUACAGAAAACCAACAUGCAGUAGCAGAGUUGGAGCUUCAAGGAUCUGUUGAGGUGCCUGAAUUAACUGGACUUGGUCUUCGAGUGGAGGUGGAUCCAAAAACUCGACAUGCAAAGCUUGUAAAUAUCUCAUGAAAAAGUUCCAAGCUGCAAAAAGAGCUUGGCUUGGCUGGAGUUGAUAACUGUGUAGGAUGAAAUUUCAUGCUCAUGCAUGAUAUGAAUUUGGUGUCAGGUUUUCAUUUACUAGUUAGUAACUCCACCCAAGCAUCAUUCUUUUCUCUGAUUGUAGUUUCAUGUUUUGUGUAGAAUGGGAAUAUUGAGGAUGAAGCUAAUUUAUAGUGAACUUUUGGUAGAUA
This is a messenger RNA of Quercus robur (English oak), 1953 nucleotides long. RefSeq lists its product as uncharacterized. The transcript has 3 exons. NCBI's taxonomy places the organism in Eukaryota, Viridiplantae, Streptophyta, Magnoliopsida, Fagales, Fagaceae. The record is from RefSeq and is a predicted model, not a curated record. Gene Ontology annotation, cellular component: cytosol. Bases 245 to 1732 code for a protein of 495 amino acids.